UUUAGUAACAGGUUUAAAUAAAAUUUUCGUUUCAUAUUUGAAGUUAUUUGUUUAUUCAAUUUAGUGACAUUUGACGUAAUCACCAGACAAAGCAAAAUGUAAAUGUCAAAACAUGAUACAUCUGGAGAGUUAAAAUUUACAAAAUAAUUAUUAAUUAGUGCCUUAACAAAUCAAAAAUGUCAGACGAGAGUAAUUGUGAUCUUACAACUGAUGCCAUACCAAGUCCUCCAAGGGAUGAAGUUAAACAAGAAGAAACGGAACCAACAAAUAUCCCUCCUAAAAUGAAAACGAAAACUAGAGUCUUCAAAAAGUCCAAAAAGAGCGAACCAACUGCUUUUGCCAGUGUAAUCAAUAUUAGUAACGCAAAUGGAAUUCACGUUGGUUCCAAUUAUAACGUGUAUCUCAGUAAAACAGAGACUCAACCACAAAAAAAAGACUAUAUUGUGACAGAGCCCAUCAGGAGACUCUUUGACAGUGGUGUACCUGUUGAUAGAAAAGCUUUAAUAUUUCUUUCUCCUCAUAUAAAUGAACAUUGGAGAACAAUGGCAAGGGCGUUGGAUUUCUCGGAUGGACAAAUCAGUCAGUUUUACGAGGAUUACAUUAGGUCUGGAAUUAAAGAAGUAAUUUAUCAGCUCUUAUUAGACUGGAUACAAAACGAUGCAGAUCGUGCCACGGUUGGAAAAUUAUCAAAAGUACUGUGGGACACAAAUCAACAAGAUGCGGUUAAAAGAUGGUCUGAGUAUAUUAUAAAAAAUUAGUCGAAAUAUUUGUUGCUUUUUAUACAUAGGUAUUGUAUAGUUUAGUAAUAGAAGUUUUAUAUUCUUUCAAUUACGGUGUUUCUUAUCAAUGUUAUGGAAAGUUUUUUUAUUAUUUCGCAUUAGAAAAACUGUUUUAAUAAUAACAGACAGAUUGUGCAAAAUUUAAUCAUGUGAUAUCUUUAGGCCAGUGACAUUUGGUAACAAUGAAGUAACACUUUUUUCUAAUUAUCAAUGUUUUUUAUGAAUCACCAAAUUUCACUGAUUUAAAUGUUUGCUACUUGAAUGUAAUUUGAAUAACUAUAAUUUGGCUAUUUGUUUUCAGUAUUAAGCCAUUUUGUAUUUUGUUGGAAAUAAAAGAAAAUUAAAUCACA
Molecule: messenger RNA, 1129 nt
Organism: Tribolium madens (black flour beetle)
Lineage: Eukaryota; Metazoa; Arthropoda; Insecta; Coleoptera; Tenebrionidae
Product: protein immune deficiency
Exons: 3
Coding region: 177-758 (193 amino acids)
Biological process (GO): signal transduction
Molecular function (GO): protein binding
Source: RefSeq, a predicted model, not a curated record